Messenger RNA from Camarhynchus parvulus, 3516 nucleotides. RefSeq names its product TUB like protein 3 (gene TULP3). The transcript is spliced from 11 exons. The record is from RefSeq and is a predicted model, not a curated record. Gene Ontology annotation, cellular component: cilium. Gene Ontology annotation, biological process: protein localization to cilium. NCBI's taxonomy places the organism in Eukaryota, Metazoa, Chordata, Aves, Passeriformes, Thraupidae. The coding region runs from base 1760 to 3094 and encodes 444 amino acids.
CGGUGCCGGGCUGAGCGGCCGCAGCGGGGCCCGGGCGGGCGGAGCCGCAGGGCAGCGGCCACGCGGGCCAGCGCUGCCCCGGUAACACCCGCGUCCCGCUGGCGGGCGGCAGCCUUGCCGCUGUUUUAUGUGCGGGUGUGUUUUAUGUGCUUCGCUCUAAAACGUUGGUGUGCAUCGUCUGAAUACUUGUAGAUUAAACCGGUUUCGUGGUGUCUCGGUGCACUCUUGGUUUCUGGGCGCUGCUGUGAAGCGUUUUCGCCGUGGUCUUCAGCUCCUCCUAAGGAAGCUUUCUGGGUAUUUAGUAUCACUCUGGUUGUGCCUGUGCAAGGAAAAAAGGAGGAACAACUGAAAUGAACUCGACUGAUGUAAUAGGAAAAACAGCUGUGAACUAUGGAGAAGCGGUUUUAGAAAGACUUUAUGGUUGUGGCACUUAAAAUUGAAAUUAUUUGAAAUUAAAUAUGAGUGUACUGGCAAGCAGAGAAAACAGGUUUUGGCAGAAUUGGUGUCAUUGCAAAAAAACCCAGGAAAAUCUAUCUUUGUGCCUCUGUUUGGAUAGGAAAAAGUAAAGCAAGUAAAGAGAGAAACCUAAACUUUGGGCAGUGAAAUGAUAAUCAACACAGUGUAGAAGAGAAACAGUAUUUUUUUAUUACAUACAUUGUUACAUUUGGUGAUUUAAGGGGGAUGAAAAGCAACAGUGGAGUUAGAAAGGCUCCUGUAAUUGCUUGGAUCCACCGAAUAUGCUAUGGAACAUUAGGUUACUUUUUUAUGCAGGCUUGAAAGGCCUCGUGUUGUCUAGCAGUUCUGGAAACAAUUUUUAAGGAAAUGGUGUCCAAAUAUGUGUAAGUUUCCCUGCAUAGUAGAUGUUUAAGUUUGUCAGAGUUGAUGCCACAGGAAAUAAUUCUGCUCUUCUGAUAACAGUUCUACUGGCAUGAUUUCUUUCUGCUAAGGAACUUGUCUCAUGUGCUUUUAUGGGUGCCCCCCAGAAACAGGCUAACAAUAAUGGCAGUUCAUGGGAUAGCUGCUUCCCUCCCAUCCCAGUUUAUUAAAGAAACAUCCAUUUCUUUAGCUUUCUUAGUCCCCAUGGUUAAGGUAAGAAAACUAGAAUACAUGAACCUAAAGAAAAGUACAUAGUUUUAAAAUAGAUCUGUAAGGCUUGUUAUUUUUAGAGGUGUUUAUUUUUCUGGAUCAUUCAUCCGCAUUGGAAUAAAUUUGAGGGAAGUUCUUCUUUUUCUGAGAUGAAAAUAGUAAAAUUAUCCUGAAGUUAUUAAUCUGGUUACUAGAAUUCUUGUUUGGUAAAAUAAUUGUCAAUUGUCCAAACAGUGGAUUUUAUAGAAGAGGUAAAUGUGAUACAUAAUAACUGGCACUUCAUGGCAAUGAAGAUACUACAGGUAAAGCUUAACAAAGCUGUACCUGAGAACUGGUUGGCAGCUUUUUUUUUUUGCCAUUUUUUCCCCCAGGGGUGGUAUGCCUUUACUGUUGAGCAAUGUAAAAAAAACACAUGAAGAUAUUGGAAGUAUUUUAUCUGAUGGGCAGAGUAGAACAUUACCAGUCAAAAAUUAAUGCUUUUUUUUUUUUUGUCUAUGUACUGUGGGAUACAUGAUGAUGAAUAGACAGCAGAGAUCUUGGAUUUAGGUCAUCUACAGGCUGUCACUUGCAAAUACUGUGUUGUGUUAGACUUUCUUCCACUGGAACUGGCUGCAACUGAAAUUGCUCAACUUCAUUUUAAAGUUUGGCUUUCAGCAUCUUUGAGGAUGAAAGCAUGAAACUACGACAGCUGAAACUGCAGAAUCAGAGAGCCCUUCUAGAGAAGAAGCAGAGGAAGAAACGUCUCGAUCCAUUGAUGGUGCAGCCAAAUCCUGAGGCCAAGCCGCGCAGGUCAAAGCCCAAAGGGGGCGAGGAGCAGACUCCUUUAGUAGAAACUCCUACCCCUGUCCACAGUGAUGUUGUUUUACAUGGCAUUGAUGGACCAGCUGCUUUCCUGAAAUCAGAAGUUCAGGAUUUGGGGACCAAGCUCCAAACUCUGUCUGUUGGAUCUACCAAACCAGAAGACAAUGCAGAUAAGGAAAAUGAUGGAGAGGCUGUAACAGACACAGCAAGCAAGCCAGAUCUGCAAGAAAUAUUACAGAAAAGAGGAAUUUCAGGCAGUUUGAAUUUUGACGAGGAGGACACAGAAGAGGAAGAAGCUAGUAAGAGACCAGUAUCUCAUUCACCAAACCCUGAAUCUGAGAGGCCUAGUUCCGCAUCCAGCGAGAAGUCUUUUGCAGAAACAGGUGCUUCCUGUAGUCCAUCCCCUCAGGCAGAUGCACAGCUGGGAGAAGUAGAGAACUUGGAGGAUUUUGCAUUGCGCCCUGCACCCCGUGGAAUUAGUGUCAAGUGUCGAAUCACUAGAGAUAAAAAGGGAAUGGACCGGGGACUCUUCCCUACUUACUACAUGCAUCUGGAAAGGGAUGACAACAAAAAGACAUUCCUUCUUGCAGGGAGAAAAAGAAAGAAGAGCAAAACAUCCAAUUACCUCAUAUCAGUUGAUCCAACUGAUUUAUCUCGGAAAGGGGAAAGUUUCAUUGGAAAACUCAGGUCAAACCUCAUGGGAACCAAAUUUACAGUCUAUGACCAUGGUGUUAACCCAGUCAAGGCACAAAGUCUAGUGGAAAAGGCUCAUACAAGACAGGAGCUCGCAGCUAUUUGUUAUGAAACUAAUAUCUUAGGAUUUAAGGGUCCCAGAAAAAUGUCUGUGAUCAUUCCAGGAAUGAACAUGAAUCAUAAGCGAAUUCCAAUCCGUCCACGAAAUGAGCAUGAGGGUCUGCUGUCAAAAUGGCAAAACAAAAAUUUAGAGAACCUCAUUGAAUUGCACAACAAGGCUCCAGUCUGGAAUGAUGACACUCAAUCGUAUGUUUUGAACUUCCAUGGGAGGGUCACUCAGGCCUCAGUGAAGAACUUCCAGAUUGUCCAUGACAAUGACCCUGACUACAUCGUGAUGCAGUUUGGUCGUGUAGCAGAAGAUGUGUUCACUCUGGACUAUAAUUACCCUCUCUGUGCUCUUCAGGCUUUUGCUAUUGGACUCUCUAGCUUUGACAGUAAAUUGGUCUGUGAGUGAAUGAGUGAGGGACAACAGACAUGAACCAUGGAACUCACUCCCACCCCUACAUCUUGUAAGAGUUGCAGGUGUAGCAAUGAAGAGCAUAUUGGAAGGGAAAUGGAGGACAGACUUCUGCAGGCUUAUUAGAAAACUAAUUCCAGCCUUCAGAGCAUUGUGGGAGUUGACAGCAGACCACCUUGGGAGCAGCCUCUGUAUGGCCUGUGGAAGAGCAAGAAAUCUAGGUGAUGUUUCUGUCAUUGGUGUUGAUUCUGCUUUUAGAAUCCUUAUUUACAGAUGCUGCAUGAGAGUGCGCUAAGCCCACUUUUUGGAACUCCUUGCAGCUAGAAUUAGAAAAAUAAUGGCAAAAUGUUCAUUUACUUUGAAGCUUCCACAAAGCCUGGGAGAUGAUGCUACUCAAGAGUUCCUAAUCAGAUGAACUC